Messenger RNA from Adineta steineri, 387 nucleotides. The record is from the annotation of a GenBank genome assembly. NCBI's taxonomy places the organism in Eukaryota, Metazoa, Rotifera, Eurotatoria, Adinetida, Adinetidae.
AUGACAACAAAAACGACAAUUACUCUAUCACCAAUAAAACGCUGUCAUGGAUCACCUAAUUUAAAAAAACGUCGAUUAACAUCUUUAUCUAUACAUCGUAAACAACAAAUGAAUUUAAUAUUACCUAUUCCAACAAUAAAUUCAUCAUCAACAAUUCUUACAGUUAGUUGUGACAAGCAAAUAAUGCCGUCAAUACAGUUACCUGAUCUUAUAAAUGAUAUAGUCAUUGAACAACAACAACGACGAGAAAUGAUCGUUAAUAUUGCAACUAUAUUACGAAAAGUUGGUGAUCAAGUAGAUGAACAAUUACAGGUAAUGAUCUUCAAAAAUAAAUAUUUAUCAAUAAAUUCUCAUUCAUAUGGAACUUUUUAUUUAGAUAAACAAUAG